AUGUCGCCUCCGUUGACGUUGGCUCGCGCCGACGCUGGCUGGUGCUGCUGGUCCUGGCCGGAUCCAACGAUUGUGGCGCUCGACGCGACGAUUGUGAAUACGGCGCUGCCGACGAUCAAGCGCGUCUUCGAGAUGACGGAGUCACAAUCGCUGUGGGUGCCCGACGCCUACCUGGUGCUGUUUGGCGGAUUGCUCCUGCUGUCGGGAGCGCUGGGCGACAGGUUUGGCCGGCGGCGGCUGCUGGUGAUUGGCUUGGCGGUCUUCACGCUUGCAUCGAUCGCCGUUGCGUUCUCGCCGCACCUGACGCAGCGCGUUGACAUUCGUCGGGCUGUCGACCCUGACGCGGUGUUCCCGCGCAAGGACAGAAGCAAGGCGUUUGGCAUCUGGGCCGGUUCGAUGGGGAUCGGCAUGGCGCUCGGUCCCUUUCUCGGCGGGAUGCUCGUUGACAACCAUCGCUGGUCGGCCGUCUUCUGGGUGCCGGCGCCGUUGGCUGCGUUGCGCUGA
Geodia barretti is the source of this 504-nucleotide messenger RNA. NCBI's taxonomy places the organism in Eukaryota, Metazoa, Porifera, Demospongiae, Tetractinellida, Geodiidae. The record is from the annotation of a GenBank genome assembly.